GUAGUGAUGUCAUAUCCGUUGUCCAGGUCUUCACACCCCUCUCAGCAGUCACUCCUUUUAUCUUUUUCUUAGGUCUAAACUUUUGAGGUGGGCUGGGUAGAUAGCAGCCGGGAGAGGGUAGGCUGGGUGCGCGGCUUGGAGGCACUUCAGCACCUUGGCCAGCGCCACUGCAGCUCGACCCGCCCUCGGGAGCUCCCGGACUCCGCGUUCCGAGAAUGCCUGCGGAAUGAUCGCCCCCAGCGCGGCUGCCGCUGCUGCCGCUGCUGCCGCUGCUGCUGUUGCUGCUGCCGCCGCCGCCGCCGCCUCCACUCUGCUCCGACCGCAGGCGGAAAGUGCGACCGACGAGGGAAAGAUCUCUGCAGGGAGAGUAGAGUGGCUGCAUAACAGAGAAUAGAGGGGCAAAACCCAGAUCAGAAUGCAGGCUACAUCCAACCUUCUCAACCUCCUGCUGCUGUCUUUGCUUGCUGGAUUAGAUCCUUCCAAGACUCAGAUUAGUCCCAAAGAAGGCUGGCAAGUGUACAGCUCAGCACAGGAUCCUGACGGGCGAUGCAUUUGCACAGUGGUUGCUCCAGAACAAAACCUGUGUUCCAGGGAUGCCAAAAGCAGGCAGCUUCGUCAGCUUCUGGAGAAGGUUCAGAACAUGUCCCAGUCUAUUGAAGUCUUAAACUUGAGAACUCAGAGAGAUUUCCAAUAUGUUUUAAAAAUGGAAACACAAAUGAAAGGGCUGAAGGCCAAGUUUCGGCAGAUUGAAGAUGAUCGGAAGACGCUAAUGACCAAACAUUUUCAAGAGUUGAAAGAGAAGAUGGACGAGCUCCUGCCCUUGAUCCCUGUGCUGGAACAGUACAAAACAGACGCCAAGUUAAUCACCCAGUUCAAGGAGGAAAUCCGGAAUCUGUCAGCCGUCCUCACUGGGAUUCAGGAAGAAAUCGGUGCCUAUGACUAUGAGGAACUGCAUCAAAGGGUGCUGAGCUUGGAAACCAGGCUUCGUGACUGCAUGAAAAAGCUAACAUGUGGAAAAUUGAUGAAAAUCACAGGCCCAAUUACUAUCAAGACAUCUGGAACACGAUUUGGUGCUUGGAUGACAGAUCCUUUAGCAUCUGAAAAAAAUAACAGAGUCUGGUACAUGGACAGUUAUACUAACAAUAAAAUUGUCCGUGAGUACAAAUCAAUUGCAGACUUUGUCAGUGGGGCUGAAUCAAGGACAUACAACCUCCCUUUCAAGUGGGCAGGAACUAACCAUGUUGUCUACAACGGCUCGCUCUAUUUUAACAAGUAUCAAAGUAAUAUCAUCAUCAGAUACAGCUUUGAUAUGGGGAGAGUGCUUGCCCAGAGAAGCCUGGAGUAUGCUGGCUUUCACAAUGUUUACCCCUACACAUGGGGCGGAUUCUCUGACAUCGACCUAAUGGCUGACGAAAUAGGACUGUGGGCUGUGUAUGCCACCAACCAGAAUGCAGGCAAUAUUGUCAUCAGCCAACUUAACCAAGACACCUUGGAGGUGACGAAGAGCUGGAGCACCGGGUACCCCAAGAGAAGUGCAGGGGAAUCUUUCAUGAUCUGUGGGACACUGUAUGUCACCAACUCCCACUUAACUGGAGCCAAGGUGUAUUAUUCCUAUUCCACAAAAACCUCCACAUACGAGUACACAGACAUUCCCUUCCACAACCAAUAUUUUCACAUAUCCAUGCUUGACUAUAAUGCAAGAGAUAGAGCUCUUUAUGCCUGGAACAAUGGCCACCAGGUCCUGUUCAAUGUUACCCUUUUCCACAUCAUUAAGACUGAGGAUGACACAUAGGCAAAUGUGAUUUGUUUUCAUUGAUUUAAAGUGUAAUUUGUGAUAAACUCCAUAGGACCCCUUCUGUUUUUUCUUUACUAUGACUUUUCAUCAUUUCUCCAAAGCAAAGCAUUUUUUAUUGUAAAGGUGGUGUUUCAAAAAACAGCUGAGCUUGUCUAAGUUAACAUGUUGGAAACACUUCUUAACUCCUAAAUUUACAAGGCCUAUCAUAUUCUUGUCAUGAAAAACACUAAAAAGAGUUUAAGUGGCUAAAGUCAUAGUUUUGCAAAAGGUUAAUGAUCUGCCUUAUAUUAGAGUCAGAGACUAAUGGUGGCUUAAAUGCAUGAAUGUCUUUUUUUUUUUUUUGAACGCCGUCAUUUUUUACUGUCUUUUGCUCCACAUCAGGAAAUAUUUUGGUAGGAAUUAGAAAGAAAAAAAGCGCUUUCCCCCCAUUUCUUUCUUUAAAAAUAUUUAAGGAUUUCAUUUAUAUGGAAAAAUAAUCAUUUUGCUGUUAACACAAUUCUCUGAUGCGGUGCUGUACAGUCAUUUUUAAAUCUCUUGCUAACGUUUUAUUGGCAAUAUGUAUUUCUACCAUUGUAACCACCAUUGUGCAACUGUAUCUCUUCACUUCUGUGAAAGUAAGUAAUAUUUUUUAUAAAAUACACUGAAAUUUAAUCUUAGUAAUUAUUCGAGUCAAUUUUCAAGUGCGGUCAAGAAGGACCUUCUUGGCUUACCCCUUUACAUAAGCAUUAUAAACUAAAUAGAAAAUCAAACCAGACACCUUACAUAGAGUCUUUAUUUUACCCCAAGUCUACUGGACCACUAACAUUGAAAAGUGAUUCAGUACAGCUGAGUUGCCACAUUCACUCCACUGAAUGCAACCCAUAUAGUUGCUUGCAGAUGAUACAGCUGAGUCAAAAAAUAGGAUUUGAGUUGAUUCCACUCAUUUGUUAUAUAUCAAACAAAUUUUGAUUUUUAUAAUUAAAUAUAUUAGUAUUUUAACAUAAUAUUUCAUGCACAACUCACAAUAGUGUAAUCUCUUGUAUCAGAACUCUAAAAAUAUAUGAAGCACACAUGAAAGCUCGUAAAAUAAUUUUUUGUUUUGUCCUCUAGGUUUAGAUUAUGAGCCCUGGAGAGCUAUGAGUAAGAUUUGUGCAAGCAAAAGAAAGUGAUGGGGAGACUUGGGACUUAUAUGUGUGGUUUCAAAAGUGUAAAUAACCAUUUCAGAAAACAAGAUGGAAAGGUGACUCCUUGUUACUCUGAUUCAAUGUAUAUGUAGAAAUAAUGUAACAAAAAAGAAAAGCUUUAAUAACAUUUAUGUUAAUAACUCCACAAAACAUAUAAUCAAUCUAUAUAUCAAACAUGUCAUUGAGUUUAAAUGUAUUUUCCAUAUAUUAAAAACAGUUCCCUAAGGCAGCUUUAUGGAAACUAUUAUGGAUUGGUUUUACAAUUUUAAAAGUAUAUUCCAUAAUAAAUAAUAUAUAACUUAAAUUGUUGUAAAUGUUUAGUUUCACAAAUACAUAGUACCACAAUUUUCUCUGAAAGAUAAAGAUAAAAUAAUUCAGAUAAAGCAUUGUGUAAAGAAAUGCUAAUAUUUAAGGGUAAUUAAUUUCAAAUGCCACAAGAAAAACAUCAUACUCAAAUAUCUCACUGUCAAAAUUGUAGGAUUAAAUAAUCUAAUCCUGAAAUUGU
Molecule: messenger RNA, 3463 nt
Organism: Propithecus coquereli (Coquerel's sifaka)
Lineage: Eukaryota; Metazoa; Chordata; Mammalia; Primates; Indriidae
Gene: OLFM3
Product: olfactomedin 3
Exons: 6
Coding region: 416-1792 (458 amino acids)
Biological process (GO): signal transduction
Source: RefSeq, a predicted model, not a curated record